AUGAGACUAGCCAACGGACUCAGCAGUACUUCAAUCUCAGGGAUAUUGUUGAACGUUCUGCUUGAAGCCCAAGUUGCCAAAACGCAAUUCGUUUCAGCAAUCUCACCAUGUCCAAUUGAGUGUGACCCAAGCGGCUCGAACCCAUCUGCUUGGACAUACUAUUAUGGCUUCGACGAGCUCAAUGCCUGCGACGGCACUGUGAUCUUCGAGACGAACAUCUACAACAACGUUACCAAUACGAAACAUCUUUACUACAGGGCCUGUACAGCCACAGGUGGUACGGUCUUGCCAGACGGUACUGCUGGAGUGAAGAGCAUUUCUGAUAGGGCGACGGUUGAUCCAGCACGGGGAAAUGCUUCGUCACCAAGUCUUGCACGAAGACAAGUGCUUUCUCUAAACGACACAACGCCAGCAGCGGCCUCUUUACAACUCGUCAGUGGAAACAACGGCGGAGACGCCGACAUUGCUGCCGCUCAAGCCGCCCUCGACGGAUUAGGGAACUACAUUGCAACAAUAGAGAACAAUGCGUCCACCAUCUUUGCACGCUCGAAAUCAAUGGUUGCUGGGGCAUAUAUCGGAUCUCAACUCGACAAGUCAAGUGCCGCUGCUGCGAUUAGCAAGUUCCACGAUCGGGUAGGCCAGAAUUCAGCACCUUCCGAGUUUGCUGCUCAAUCGUGCGGCACUGCCGACAAGACAGUCAGUGCAGACUACUUCGGUGUCAUCUAUGACACGUCUGUAUUGACGGUGGGGACGACGUUGCGGAGUUGGGACCAAGCAGGGUGCAUCACAGGAGACCAAAGCCAGCCUUGGGACGGCGUGCAGGUGCAGCGCCUUUCUGGAACCCGAGUUUCGAUUGCUCCAGAAGCGAGAUCAAUACUUGUCGUCAGAGCCACCUGCAAUUACACUCAAGUCGAGUCUGGCGAUGGUUGUUAUUCAGUAGCAGAACGUUGUGGCAUCUCCCAGGAUCAACUGGAGUCGUACAAUGGAAGCAGUGCCUUCUGUUCUAGCCUGACCCCAGAUGAGUAUGCAUGCUGCUCCGCAGGAAGCCUGCCGGAUUUUUCCCCUCAGCAGAAUCCAGACGGCAGUUGCAUCUCGUAUACGAUACAGCCUGAUGAUUACUGCGCGGCCAUCGCCGAGGCACAUCAGAUGACCACGCAGGACAUAAAAAACCGGAACAACCAGACUUGGGGCUGGCAAGGCUGUGGCAACCUGUUCGUGGGAAUGAAAAUUUGUCUAAGUACUGGUAUCCCUCCAUUCCCUGCUAAUGUACCGAAUUCGGUGUGCGGUCCACAGGUCAACAAUACGCAGGCGACAUCCGAGCCAACGACUUGGGCUGACCUCAAUCCGUGUCCCUUGAACGCUUGCUGCGAUAUCUUCGGCCAAUGCGGAAUCACUCCCGACUUCUGCACGGCUGAUCCAGCAGACACUGGCAACCCUGGAACAGCACAGCCGGGGAGUAAUGGGUGCAUAUCCAACUGCGGGACCGACAUCAUCUCCGGCCCUCCCCCUGCUACCUUCGAGAGGGUCGCUUCCAUACCAGAGAGAUACACCAUUGUCCACUGGGCAUUCGCCAACAUCUCAGACUCCUUCGAACCAUCCGUGACCCCAUACGAGGACGGCUGGGCCAAAUUUAAGGAUCAAACGGGUUUUAAACGGGUCGUUUCUUUCGGUGGAUGGACGUUCUCGACCGCAGGGUCCAUGCCUGACAACCGGCAGACGUUUGCAAAUAACCUCGCCGCAUUCGUUCAAAAUGAGGGAAUCGACGGCAUCGACAUUGAUUGGGAGUAUCCGGGUGCACCUGACGACGAGGGAGAAGACAUUCCAAUCGAUUCCCCAGACAGUGGACCGAAUUACCUCGCAUUUCUCAAGCUUCUUCGCGCUGCUCUGCCAAGUCAAUGUACCGUCUCGAUUUCGCUGCCGGCAUCGUACUACUAUUCGAAAGCCUUUCCUGUCAAGGACAUGGCGCCUCUCCUUGACUACUUCAUCUACAUGACAUAUGAUUUGCACGGGCAAUGGGACUAUGGCAACAAGUUCACGAACCCCGGCUGUCCCAACGACAACUGCUUGAGAUCCCAAAUUAACCACACCGAAACCGCAUCCGCUCUCUCCAUGUUGACGAAGGCCGGAGUCCCGGCAAACAAGAUCAUGCUGGGCCAGCCCCUAUAUGGCCGAAGCUUCCAAAUGAGCCAGGCAGACUGCAUCACCCCAGAAUGCACGUUCACAGGCCCCGCCAGUGGAGCUUUGCCCGGGAAUUGCACUGAAACCCCUGGCUAUCUAUCGAAUACUGAGAUCCUGAGCAUUAUUAAUGGUGGACAGUAUAGCGUUCAGCAAUACGAAACGACUGAGGCGGGUGAUAUCCUUGUGUACGACGAUACUCAGUGGGUCUCAUGGAUGAAAGGCGCCACGUACGACUCUCGCAGUGAGUGGGCGCAAGCCCUGGGGUUUGCUGGAACGUCGGACUGGGCUAUCGACUUGAAUGUUACAGGGGGCGAAGAUGGUGGUGGAGGAGGCGGUGGUACUGGCGGCGGAUCCGGCAGUGGUGUUGUUUCCAUCGAUCCCUCUGUCUAUUCUGGCAGCCCGACCGUGUCCUGCCAGCCCCCAUGCACUUUCGUCUUUCCACCUUGGACGCUACCUUACACGACCACUAUAACGCCUUCACCCGUCACAACAUCGAUCACGGAGGAGUGGCCGCUGGUAACGACCUUGAGUGGAAUGGUGACGACCACCUACUCUUCAGAUACCACCAUUACAUUCCCACCCAUCACAACGACGGAAGUUCCUGUAUCGAACGUAGAGUGGACGGACACCAAUGCCCCCGUCUUCACUCUAACGAGCAGCGUCUUGCCACCGCCAGCUACGCUCUCGCAAGAAUCAACCGUCGUCACAACUAGUGGAACAACGAAAACUAUCCCGGGCAUCUACUACGUCUUCAGUCUGGGACCUUAUCCUCCACCGGCUACGCCAACCUCAGGACAGACCUCUACCACGCCGGCACCACCUCCGCCUACGGGUUGUCCCUUCUGCCCGCCGUCAAUAACGGGGCACAUUGGUCCACCUGGGCCUAUCUGCAUUAUCGGCUGUGGUAGUCUCGGUGGCGGAGGAGGUGGUGGAGGCGGAGGUGGCUGUGGGAGACCAAACUGCAACGACUGUAUAGGUGUGGGUUGCUCCAAUGGAGGCGACUGCGUAGGCCCCGGCUGUGGUGAUAAUAGCGACGACGGCAGUGGUGGCGACGGGGGAGACAAUCCUGAUGACCCCGACGAUCCAGACGAUCCAGAGUCAUCAUGUUCCUCCAGCUCCACCGUCACCGACUGCUCGGUGGAUUGCAACGUGGGACCGGAUUCUGAUGAGAGUACUUACACGACCUCUUGCUUCAGCACCUCGUGCUCCGACCACGUCGGCUGCCGCGCCACGGGCUCGACAACCACAGAGGAGACCACCACCGCCUGCGCAAGUGAACCGCCAUACACCGCUUCGUUUGGGCCCAACGGCCAGAUCCCCAUGAUGGGAGGCGGGGGCGAUGCCGGCACCAUCUUAGUCCCCGGCUAUAUCGGAGCCAAUCCCACCUAUGAUCCAUCCAACACAGGGGGAACUGGUACCCCCACGGGGACAUCCACAAGUACAAACCCACCAGACGCCUCAGCGACCAUCAGCCUCUCGCUGUACUCCGACCUGAGCUGCCAGAACAAGUCCACCACAGUGACGCUGACGAGUCUGGACGUCUGCACCAACAACGACAUCGGCUUCAUGUCGAUGCUCGUCGACAGCUCCAAGGGCCUCGAGGAUCACCCGACGCUGAACGUGUACCCGGACGAAUUCUGCCAGGCCGAUCCGAUCUAUCAGGCGGAUGUCUUGUCCGCCAGCUGUCUCAAUGAGUUCACGCAGAUGGGAGGUCCGGAUGAGUGUGGGGAUACUGGAUGUACCAUCUUUUAUGGCAUCGAGUGGACUGCCAACUGA
Molecule: messenger RNA, 3954 nt
Organism: Zasmidium cellare ATCC 36951
Lineage: Eukaryota; Fungi; Ascomycota; Dothideomycetes; Mycosphaerellales; Mycosphaerellaceae
Product: glycoside hydrolase family 18 protein
Exons: 13
Coding region: 1-3954 (1317 amino acids)
Biological process (GO): carbohydrate metabolic process
Molecular function (GO): hydrolase activity, hydrolyzing O-glycosyl compounds; chitin binding
Source: RefSeq, a predicted model, not a curated record